This is a messenger RNA of Oncorhynchus masou masou (cherry salmon), 2800 nucleotides long. Its product is annotated as protein arginine N-methyltransferase 5-like. The record is from RefSeq and is a predicted model, not a curated record. The transcript has 16 exons. Gene Ontology annotation, biological process: regulation of DNA-templated transcription; peptidyl-arginine N-methylation. Bases 70 to 1968 code for a protein of 632 amino acids. Gene Ontology annotation, cellular component: nucleus; cytosol. NCBI's taxonomy places the organism in Eukaryota, Metazoa, Chordata, Actinopteri, Salmoniformes, Salmonidae.
CUAGAGCCAAAAUGGCGUCGGUUUCCCCGAUUCUAGUUGCAACUCCCUUCUUUCCCAUUCCCUCGGUUAAUGAUGGCGUCCCACAGUACAGGGGGCAGGGUGUCUUGCGGGAGAGAUUUGAAUUGUGUGCCCGAGGUUGCUGACACACUUGCAGCGGUCGCUAAACUUGGGUUUGACUUCUUGUGCAUGCCCCUCUUCCACCCGAGGUUCAGGAGGGAGUUUGAGUUGGAUCCCGCCAAAGUCCGAUCUGGAGCACAUACACGCUCGGACCUGCUACUUUGUGGGCGAGACUGGAACACUCUGGUUGUUGGAAAGCUUUCUCAGUGGAUCGAGACAGACUCAGAGGUGGAGACGGAGCGCAGGAAUUCAGAAGCGGCUCUGGUCCAGGAGCUGAACUUCUCAGCGUAUCUGGGUCUGCCAGCCUUUAUGAUCCCUCUGAAGGGCCCUCACUGUGCCAACCUGGCCCGCGUGCUGCUCAACCACAUCCAGACUGGACACCACUCCUGCAUGUUCUGGAUCCGGGUCCCCCUGAUUUCCUCUGAUGAUAUGCGUGAUGACAUCAUCGAGAAUGAGCAGACGAAACACACAGAUGAUGGCAGUAAUGACGAGAAGACCUGGGCCUGGUGGCAUUCAUUCAGAACUCUUUGUGACUACAACAAGAGAAUCUGUUUAGCCAUUGAGGUUGGAGCAAACAUGCCCACCAACGCUGUGAUCGACAAGUGGCUUGGAGAGCCAAUUAAAGCAGCUAUUCUUCCCACCAGGAUCUUUCUGACCAAUAAAAAAGGGUUCCCAGUCCUUUCAAAAGCCCACCAGCAAAUCAUCUUCCGUCUAUUCAAGCUUGAGGCCCAGUUCAUCUUCACUGGCACCAGUCGUCACAGUGAGAAGGACUUCCGCUCUUACUUGCAGUACCUUGAAUACCUCAACCAGAACCGCCCUGCCCCCAAUGCCUAUGAACUGUUCGCCAAGGGUUACGAGGAUUACCUACAGUCUCCUCUUCAGCCUCUCAUGGACAAUCUGGAGUCUCAGACAUAUGAAGUGUUUGAGAAGGAUCCCAUCAAAUACUCCCAGUACCAGCAGGCUGUGUAUAAGUGUUUAAUGGACAGAGUCCCAGAGGAGCAGAAGGAGACCAAUACACAGGUGUUGAUGGUGCUGGGUGCUGGGAGAGGUCCUUUGGUCAAUGCCUCCCUGCGGGCCGCCAAGCAGGCUGACAGAAAGCUCCGUAUCUUCGCCGUGGAGAAGAACCCCAACGCUGUCGUAACGCUUGAGAACUGGAAGUUUGAGGAGUGGGGCGAUCAGGUGACCGUAGUGUCAUGUGACAUGAGGGAGUGGGCGGCACCUGAGAAGGCGGACAUCAUCGUCAGCGAGCUGCUCGGGUCCUUCGGGGACAAUGAGCUGUCCCCAGAGUGUUUAGAUGGAGCACAGAAUUUUCUCAAAGAUGGUGGGGUGAGCAUCCCCUGUUCCUACACCUCCUUCCUGGCCCCCCUCUCUUCCUCCAAGCUGUAUAACGAGGUCCGGGGGUGCAGGGAGCGGGACAAGGACCCUGAGUGCCACUUUGAGACCCCUUACGUAGUCCGACUCCACAACUUUCACCAGCUGGCUGAGCCCAAGGCCUGCUUCACCUUCAUUCACCCUACCACAGAUAUGAACAACAACCGGUAUCAGUGCCUCAGAUUCUCUGUGGGGUGUAACACAGUGCUGCAUGGCUUUGCUGGAUACUUUGAGACCACACUCUACGGAGAUGUCACACUCAGUAUCAAGCCAGAGACUCACUCUCCUGGAAUGUUCUCCUGGUUCCCCAUCCUCUUCCCUCUCAAACAACCGAUCCCUGUGACGAAGGAUGAUGAUGUCGUGGUGAGGUUCUGGAGGUGUAACAAUGGGAAGAAGGUGUGGUACGAAUGGGCUGUGACAGAGCCCUCAUGCUCCGCUAUCCACAACCCUGCAGGACGAUCCUACACCAUCGGCCUGUGAAGAUCUCACACCCACAUACACACACAUGCAUACAGACGCAAUUAAACAGGCACUUAGUUGCAAAUGAAGUUGAGGUAGUCUUGCUCAAAAGGUCUAGCAUUUUACCUAUUCACCUGUAAUCAUGAGUCUGCUCAUACCAUGAAACCUACAGACCAGGGUCACAGUGAAGGUUUAGAAACCUACAGACCAGGGCCAAAUUGAAGAUUUAGAAACCUACAGACCAGGGCCAAAUUGAAGGUUUAGAAACCUACAGACCAGGGUCACAGUGAAGGUUUAGAAACCUACAGACCAGGGCCAAAUUGAAGGUUUAGAAACCUACAGACCUGGGUCACAGUGAGGCUUUACAAACCUACAGACCUGGGUUACAGUGAGGCUUUAGAGCUGGGAAUAAGAACCCAAUCAAUGGUUUAGAUGGGACCGAUUUGAGGCUGUUACUUUACAGUAUAGUUAGGUGUUAGUUUCAGGCAUGGACUAUCAUCCACAUACAUUCCCAUACCUAUUGAGUUUAAGUUACUUAUUUUGCCGGUAGUCAAGAGACCCCCAAUGGCAGUAUUCAGACAGGCAGCUGAAUUGAUAUUUUUUUCACUAAUUGUUCUUUUGACCAAUCAGAUUUAUGAAAAAUAUCUGAUGUGAUUGGUCAAAAGACCUAUUCCAUACUAUAACGGAUCGAUGAAAUGGCUCUAAAUUGUAACUCACACUUAAACUGAUUACAACUCUGAUACAGCAGUGUGUAGGAGAUGGGCUGUUCAGGUCAUAUGUUUUUCAGGUGUUCAUUUCUUUUUGUUACGUUUUUUGUCGGAUCCAUAUUGUCAAUAAAGACAAUUACUAGCAA